Anthonomus grandis grandis is the source of this 1723-nucleotide messenger RNA. RefSeq names its product male-specific lethal 3 homolog (gene msl-3). Gene Ontology annotation, biological process: regulation of DNA-templated transcription; chromatin organization. Lineage: Eukaryota; Metazoa; Arthropoda; Insecta; Coleoptera; Curculionidae. The record is from RefSeq and is a predicted model, not a curated record. The coding region runs from base 152 to 1564 and encodes 470 amino acids. The transcript has 10 exons. Gene Ontology annotation, cellular component: MSL complex; nucleus; NuA4 histone acetyltransferase complex.
UAACGAAUAAACAAACAAUAAACAAUCACGAUGAGCUAAUAAAUUGAAAUUAUGGUAAAUAUUUCGGGAAUUUCUUGCUUAAAUUAUUAGUUUAUCGUGGCUAAAAUACCUAAAAUUCGCUUUAAAACAAUCGGGGGCCUUUAAUUAAGUGAUGGUGUCAAGAAGAGGAGUCAAGAUAAAGUUUUUCGUCGGAGAAAGAGUCUUGUGUUAUGAACCUGAUCCUACAAAAGCUAAAGUCCUGUAUGAUUCUAAGGUCCUUGAUAUAGUGCUUUGCAAAGACUCCAAUAAUAAGAAGUUAAUUGAGUAUUUAAUACACUUUCAGGGGUGGAAUUCUUCUUGGGAUAGGAGGGUCAGGGAAGCGUUUGUUUUAAAAGACACUCCGGAAAAUCGCCAGUUGCAAAAGGACCUCGCAGAAAAGGCUCAACUACAACUGGGAGCAUAUUUGUAUAGAAAAGAACGAAAAAAGCACAAUAAACCUUUAGAGAGGAACACAAUAUCAUCAGAGGAUGGCAGCUCAGGAAGUCCCGCUCGUAUAGAUACUGAUGAAAACAUUGAGAUGUCCAGUAGUUCUGACGAAAAUUCUUCUUUGGAAGAUGAAGUGAUUGAAAUUGAGAUUGUUCAGGAGCUAAGGGAAAUUUUGGAGGCCGAUUACUAUUUGAUCAAUGGGAAAAAUAAGAGGUUGAAACUUCCGGCAGAACCAAAUGUUGUCACCAUCCUGGAAUCAUAUUAUAGACACUAUGCCACAAAUCAGUUUUGUGGCCUAAAUGAAAAACCCAGUUCCAGAUAUAGAAAUCAUUUUAAUAAUAGAGAAAACCGACCUAAAACAGAAGACAUCCAAAGAAAUGUAGCCCUUUGCAGAGAGGUCUGUGAUGGAUUGAGAACUUACUUUGAUUAUACCGUUAAUGAUUUAUUGCUGUAUGGUUCAGAAAAAGGUCCCGGACAGUUUGUUACUGCUCCUGCUUUAAUGAAACAUCCUGAUUCUCCAGAGGCAAAAGCAGAAAGGACUAUUGUAAACAACGUGGAACCACAUUCCACGAUUGUCCCGAAUAAUAACCACGUUAACAACCACAACGGUUUCAGUCAUUCCUCUUUGACCAACUCGAGACGAAGGACUUUAAGGUCAAACAAUAAAGUUGACGCUCCUCUGAACGGAAACGGCACAAUCGAAGAAACUAAUGGGGCAACAGAUCCGAAACCUGGAUCAAGUAUCGGCAGCAGUAACUCUGACAUAAAUGGCCCAAUAACAAAAGCCUUGUCCUGGAGACUGUUACCGGAUUACAUUUAUAACCAGCAACCGCCACCGCCCUGUUUGGUAUACGGCGCUAUCCACUUUGCCAGACUGUUCGUUAAGAUGCCAGAACUAUUGACUCAAUCCUCGAUACCGGAUAAUAAAAUGAAAGUGAUUUUGCAACAUGUGGACGGGGUGAUUGAUUUUUUGAAUGAACACAAGGAGUGGUACGGAGAGAAGUUUUAUGUGGACGCCCCUAGUUUAUGUGGGUGUAUGACAUUUGAGGAUAUUGGCAAGGUUGACAAGUUUACAGGUUCUUCAACUUUCAUUGUUUAAGUUAAGCCUCAAUGUGACUUGUUGUAUUGUAUAACGUUAAUUUUACUUUUAAAAAAAAUGUAGGAGAUCUGGACAUUUAGCAUAUCUUUUUUUAUUCUUAAAUAUCUCCAUAUUACUUAAUCGUAACAUAUGUCUUAAUAAAUAAAUAAUUUUUCAGUA